This is a messenger RNA of Pisolithus orientalis, 1794 nucleotides long. RefSeq names its product GH3 auxin-responsive promoter. Bases 1 to 1794 code for a protein of 597 amino acids. Gene Ontology annotation, cellular component: cytoplasm. The record is from RefSeq and is a predicted model, not a curated record. NCBI's taxonomy places the organism in Eukaryota, Fungi, Basidiomycota, Agaricomycetes, Boletales, Pisolithaceae. Gene Ontology annotation, molecular function: acid-amino acid ligase activity. The transcript has 9 exons.
AUGGAGAGCGCACCCCUUGAGCCGUUUACCUCACUCACCCCAGAGCUCGCGGAGCGGCUUCGCGAACAGACGUUGAACGUACUGUCGUACCUCGUGAAGACCAACUCUGCUACUACCUACUUCAAAGAAUCUGCCGUUCUACCGCAGUUCAGGGCUGCACUCCAUCUCACAGAUGGCCAAAUAGACCCUUUGGAUUUCUCCGCAACAGAGCUGUUUGAGAUCUAUCGCAACAACGUGGGGCUGAGCAUCUACGAGGAUUAUUUCCCUGUUAUCUCGCGUUUGUUCGAACGCCCAUGUAACAAGUCGUCAGUGGAGAACCUUAUGGCCCUCGGCCUUCCUGUCUUCAUUGCGCACUCAUCGGGCACCUCGGGGGGCGCAGCAAAGUACUUCCCUAAGUAUCGCCACCCAGAACACAUGUCAAGGGCGAUGGCUGAGACUGCCCGACUUGCAAACCCGCAGAGCAAUAACGCAGGAAAGAACUGUAGCUUGGUUUCCCUGGUUUCUCUUACAUACCGUCAGGUCGUAACUCCCCUGGACGGGGAUGGAGAUAUAGUCAAACACAUUCCGGUUUGCUUAGUGUCAAGUGGCUGCUACCGCAUAGAAAACAAUAUGCCCGUAGAGAAUGAUGCAUUCUCUGUCACACUAAAGAUUCCUCGUUACUCAUCGCCCAUCGCUGUCUCCUUAAUCUCCAACUACAAGUCGGUUCUCUUCAUGCAUGCUCUCUUUGCGUUGGCAGAGCCCAAGCUCGAGACCAUCAGCACCAUGUUCACCACCGCAUGUCGGGAUUUAUGUCGGACGAUUGACAAUCGCUGGGAGGAUCUCAUUCACUGCAUCGAAACAGGCGUGAUACCCGAUUUAAACGGAAUCGAAACUGUGAAGGAUAAUCUUCAGCGUUUCCUCCAGCCGAAUCCGGAUCGUGCCGAGGAGUUGCGCAGGAUCGGCAAAGCAACAGAUACCCCUGGAUGGUUCAGACAGAUUUGGCCCCAGUUGUGUGUGAUCCUGGCGAAUGGCAGUGGUCCAUUUGCCACCCUUAUCCCAGAGAUCCGGCAUUAUGCUGGUCCCGAUGUGUCCGUCCAGUCUGUUGUGAUUGCUAGCAGCGAAGCGUUUUUGGCCGUUGUGUACGACCCAAGGGACCUUAACCUGUACAGCGUUGUUGGUUCCGACGACGUCAUCGAGUUCCUACCUGUAGAAAAACCAGAGGAAUCCAAAUAUCUUGCUCAAUCGUGGAACGUCGAAUUGGGCAGGAAAUACGAAGUGGUUCUGACAACGAGAGAUGGAUUCUGGCGGUAUCGCCUUGGCGAUGUUGUUGAGAUCGCAGGAUUCAAUCCUCGCGACGGACAACCUCUUAUCAGGUACAUCGGGCGGCGACACAUGUACAUCCGUCUUGCAAACGAGGUGACAACGGAAACGCAGCUUCGCAAUGUCGUAGACGCCACGUCCGACCUGUUUGGAGGGGUUUCUGAGUUCUGCGUUUCCCCUGAUUACCGCCAGGUGGUUUCUCGGUACGCAUUCUUUGUUGAAUUGCAGGGCGAUCCUGGCGCAAACAUUUCUACGGUACCUACUGCAUUGCAUAAUCAACUGCAGCAACACAAUGAAAACUACCUGAAAGAUAGUCAAAUGGGGAGAAUCGGCGUUCCCUGUGUUCGGGUGGUCCGCCCGGGGACAUUUGGUGACUACAGAGGUUGGAAGGUUGCUAUGAAGGGUGCUGCCGCCGGUCAGGUGAAGGUGGCCGUGGUGAUCUGGGUCGAGGCGGACCGUGCGUGGCUGGAAGAACGAGUUAUGUAUGAUAUCUGA